GCCCCACUGGCAACGUUCAAUCGCUGUCAGAUCUGACGUCUAGUGCUAAAUGUCGGUAUUUCCUCUAUCUGGGGCCUGUAUUUACUUUUGGAUCUAAUUAAUUAUAGGGCUAUGAACAAACGGAAGCAAAAAUGUUCCUCAUGCUGAUACUGAUCAUACUUUGAUCCAAGUGAAUUGUUAUGAGAAAGGCUGAAAGGUAACACAGCUGUCAUGAGUUCGAGAAUUCGUGAAAAUGUUAAGCAUUUGUUCGAGUGUUUCUGCGAAGUGGUUCCACCGAGUGAGGACAAAGAUGCCUGGGUUAUCCAACAAUAUCCAGACAAGUACAAGGACUUGGAGGUGUUGAAAGCUGUUCCCAAAUUUGCAUAUCCCUAUAAAUUUGAAAAUGCCGUUAUUCAGCAUUACUCGUUUGUGCUAACUGACUUGGAGUCAAAAUGGACUUUUGGAUUCUGUAGACACGAUCCCAAGUCCGAAACAGCUAUUGUUGUAUUAAGCUAUUUACCUUGGCACCAGUCGUUUUACAAAUUUUUAGAUACCACAGCAGUAUUAAUGCAUAGUUCACGAACGGAAGAUUUAAGCGAAUUUCUCUCCUCUCUGUAUUACACCAGAAUAUCGGAACCCGGCAAGAAAAUCUUCGUUACGUUCAAUAGAGGCCAAAAUACGUUCGCCGUUGAUGUUCCUAGACCAUUUCAGUUACCCAGUAUUCCUGAAAAUCGCAACCUCACAGAGUAUUAUAACGCGGUUGAUACCAAUAAUAUGAUGAUUAUUUUUGCAUCCAUGUUGUAUGAGAGGAGGAUUAUAUUUACUUCUAAGCAACUAAAAAGGUUAAGCGCAUGUGUCCAGUCAGCAAACGAUAUUAUUUACCCAAUGAUCUGGCAACAUAUUUUUAUUCCAGUGUUACCCUUGUCUCUUAUAGACUAUCUUUUGGCUCCAAUGCCUUUUUUAAUUGGUGUUCCUGAUGAAGUAUUGAAGAAAGUAUCUAGAAGUGAAAUAGGCGAGGUGGUUAUCUUGGACGCAGAUAGUAACACAGUCGAAACUCCGUUUGAUGACUUAAAUAAUCUGCCCCAGGAUGUGAUCAACUCUCUGAGGAAGCAUCUUCGAAAUAAGUCUGCAGUGUUGGGCGAUGGCGUGUCUAGAGCCUUUCUUAGAGCGCUAGUGCAACUUAUCGGCGGCUAUCGCGAUGCCCUCAAGUUCCAGCCGCGACAAAAAGUGACUUUCGAUGAGGAAAAGUUUAUCGAAACCCGACCAGUGGCUCUGCAACCGUUCCUGCGGGAAAUGCUUAAUCUUCAAAUUUUCCAACAGUUUAUCGAAGAAAGAUUGACAAUGUUGAACACGGGAAGGGGAUUCUCUGAUGAGUUCGAGUUUGAGCUGGAGAACUAUUCAGCGAAGUCCGGGUCCAAAUUGAAGCAGCAAUACAAAGAAUGGACGUCGUCGAUGAAGAAGGAAGGAACGGCUUUCCUAAAAAGCGUCAAAGACAAGGCAAAUCCUGCCAUGAAAUCGGCGGUUAAAACGGUGAAAGAUGGCGGGAAGGGGAUGAAAAGCGCCUACAAAGGAAUCCGGUCGAAGCUGAAAGAGGGCCACAGUGCAGGUGAGCCCCAUCAUCCACACAGCAUGUACGAAAGUGGUAAGCCCAGAUCGGCCCCGAGUUCGCCAACCACCAAGAGGAAAACGCUCUCCGAUUUCACGGCGCCGGUGGCUUCCUAUAAAAAAGAUGCGUCUUUAGCCAUAAAAAAUGCAAACUUACAAAGGUAAUUAUAUGGGGUGAGUUUUUAAACGUUGUGAAGCCUGUUCGCCGGAAUUCGCUUAUGAAUAUAUAUGUUUUGAAUGUUUAUGGUAUGUUCAGUGAAUAUACAUGUGUAAUUUCUGGG
This is a messenger RNA of Dendroctonus ponderosae (mountain pine beetle), 1865 nucleotides long. Its product is annotated as DENN domain-containing protein 1A. Gene Ontology annotation, cellular component: cytosol; intracellular membrane-bounded organelle. The transcript is spliced from 11 exons. The record is from RefSeq and is a predicted model, not a curated record. Gene Ontology annotation, biological process: endocytosis; endocytic recycling. Lineage: Eukaryota; Metazoa; Arthropoda; Insecta; Coleoptera; Curculionidae. Bases 211 to 1749 code for a protein of 512 amino acids. Gene Ontology annotation, molecular function: phosphatidylinositol phosphate binding; guanyl-nucleotide exchange factor activity.